Messenger RNA from Pyricularia pennisetigena, 1770 nucleotides. RefSeq lists its product as uncharacterized. NCBI's taxonomy places the organism in Eukaryota, Fungi, Ascomycota, Sordariomycetes, Magnaporthales, Pyriculariaceae. The transcript has 4 exons. The coding region runs from base 1 to 1770 and encodes 589 amino acids. Gene Ontology annotation, molecular function: threonine synthase activity. Gene Ontology annotation, biological process: L-threonine biosynthetic process. The record is from RefSeq and is a predicted model, not a curated record.
AUGCCAUUGUCCGUGUACGACGCCGAUGAGGAGGCAGUUUCGCCAUCCCCGGCUUACCGGACUAACACUGCGACUCAUAGCGAUUCUCAGCGAUACCUGAGCACUCGAGGUGACGACAUUGGUUUCCGCUUCCAAGACACCGUCCUGAACCCUCUGUCCUCGGACGGUGGUUUCUACCUCCCUGAGGGCACGCCCAAGCUCUCUCUGUCGGAUCUCACAAGAUGGAAGGACUUUUCGUUUCGCGAUCUCGCUUUGGCAAUCUUUUCCAUCUUUAUUUCUCCGGCUGAGAUACCCGCCGAGCACCUCGCCCAGAUCGUCGACGCCAGCUUAGCAGGUGUUCCGAAUGCAUCGUUUGCGCCCGUGACCAGGGUUGACCAGCAUCAUGGGCUGUACAUGGCGGAACUUUACCAUGGCCCAGGAGGCGUUCAUGAGGGAUUCGGGCUGAAGGCCUUGGGUGCAUUCUUGGACUAUUUUCUUGAAAGGGAAAACGUGAGCCUAGCAGGCCAAGAAAAACAUCAUAUCACUGUCAUUGAUGGGCUGGCUGGAGAGGUUGGUUUUGCGGCCGGCCAGGCGUUUCGGGGAAGGCGAAACGUCUCAUUUGUGUCACUUCAGCCGUCAUCUGAGGCGCCUUCCACGGAUGUAUCUGAAAGCCCAGAUAUUUCGGGGACCAAUGUGCAUGUCAUUGGCACGAAGAUCGCCUCAAGUCAAGAUACCAAGCAAAUUGCUAGGCAGUUGGCUCGGGAGAGCAAGCCGGGCUGCGUUCAAGACCUUGAAACGCUGCUGUGCGGAAGCUGGCCUCGCACUCUUGCGGGAAUAGCGUCAUACUUUUUUGUUUAUUUUCAAGUUGCAAGAGCGGCACCUUCCUUCAAGUUUGGGUGGGACAAGGUCAGCUUCGGCGUGCCUACUGCCGACUGGGACAUAAUAUCAGGAUUCGUUGCCCGGAGGAUGGGCUUGCCGGUGGAAAGAAUCAUAGUUGCAACCUCACAACCCGACGGUCCUCUGGACAGGCUCUGGGCGACCGGGCGGUACGAGCCGGAUUCGCAGGCGGGCAACAACAGCGCACCGUCGAUGAUGACAGCGACUCGGCAAAGCGAACGUCUAGCGAACGACGACGAUAUCUUGUUCCCGGGCCAAAACGCCAUCGAGACGGUGCCCGAGUUCCUCGUCAGCGGCCACGUCGAGCGGCUGUUCUGGUUCCUCGUGUACGAUUUUGUCACGAUGGCCGGCCACGACAUCAUGGACGCGGAGUGGGACAGGCGGCAGGCCGGCGGGGAGAUACAGACGUGGCUGCGCAAGCUGCGCUCCAAGGGCGGCUUCGGCCCCGUCUACCAAGACGUGCUGGAGAGCGGUAGACGCUGCUUCGGCUGUGAGCGUACGGGUCGCCCGCAGGUCCAAGGCACCGUUGCCGAGGUAUACCAAGGGUGCGGGGGCCUAGUCGUCGACCUUGGCGCCGCGGCGGCCAUCAAGGCGUCCAUAAAAUCCAUCAAGACCGAGAAGAUGGCCGGGUCCCGCUCCCAGGCCACGGUGCACGUGGUGUUGGGGCUGGAGGAUCCUGCCCUCAAGGUCGAGGAGCUCGAGGAGGCGUUGGGCGCUCUGGCUAGGACGCAGGGCUUUUCAUCAUGCCUGCAGAAGGUGCUGAACAGGAGUCGGGAGCUCGAGGAGAGGCGAGUCUCGGGGCGGAUAGACAUGCAUGUUGUGGCUGGAAGCGUGGAUGAGGUGAAGGCGGCGGUUGAUGCGAUCACUUGGGCUGCUAUUGAGCGGAUUGAGUAA